AUGCCAACUACAAAAGCAUCGGCAGAAGCGGCACUGGCUGGUCGCCUUGGCGUUCGUGCCGCUAGCCACCUGGAGGAAGCGUCGCCAGCAGGUGUGGCUGCCAUGGCGACAAGUGGAGUCGCUGCCGUCCUUCUACCCUCCACAGCUCAGCUGCUCCGACUACGUCCACCACCUGCACAGGCCAUCUUUCAGGCC
Protopolystoma xenopodis is the source of this 195-nucleotide messenger RNA. The record is from the annotation of a GenBank genome assembly. NCBI's taxonomy places the organism in Eukaryota, Metazoa, Platyhelminthes, Monogenea, Polystomatidea, Polystomatidae.